AUGGUCACUUCUAUCCUCCCUUUUCGCGAUAUCAACCUUCACGCAUCUCCCGCUCAUUAUGCCUUUACUUCGCCGUCUUCGCCUGAUGCUCCAACGCUAGUGGUCGAACGUCCAACGGGCGACUUGCGCUUGAGCAAUGGCUCAUUGUCAGGUGCAAAGCGUAUCUCUAGUAUCGCCGGGAUUCUCGGUAUCAUCAAGUUGAAGCUUGACAAGUACAUCAUUGUCAUCACCAAGGCCCAACCCAUGGGCCGGCUGCGCGGCCAAAUGAUAUACAAGGUUGCCGGUACUGAGUUUCUUCCACUCCGCGAGCGCCCGCUGCACGAUCAUGACGAAGAUGCCUACUUGACUAUGUUGAAGGAACUGCUACGAACAGGGCCUAUGUAUUUCUCCUACACCUUGGACAUCACGAACAGCUUCCAGCGCCAGUCACAAAGCGAUAUGAGCCUGCCAAUGUGGAAACGAGCCGACGAUCGCUUCUUCUGGAACCGGUUCAUUCAGUCAGAUCUGAUUGACUUCAGUUUGGGUGAACAUAAUACGACGUCCGUUCGUUAUGGUCCGCAACCCGGCGUUGAUCCUUAUAUCCUACCAGUCAUAUUUGGGAUGCUGCGUAUCACACCGGCUAAGGUUAAAUCUACCACUUUUACGUUUGCUCUCAUUACUCGGAGGUCGAGGCAUAGGGCUGGCACAAGAUAUUUCUCCCGCGGAAUUGACGAGCAAGGAAAUGUCUCGAAUUAUAACGAAACAGAACAAAUCGUUAUCCUCAACGAUGCCACCGGCGGUCUUUCUGGGUUUGCUGGAGGCCAAACCAUAACCAAAGAAAAGCCUGCAGAUUUGGGACAAGAUCCACAAGUAAUGUCAUUUGUGCAGACCCGAGGCAGUGUUCCCGUAUUUUGGGCAGAGGUCAACAACCUAAAAUACACCCCCAAACUCCAAGUGCGCGGAGUGGAAACCGCCGUCCAAGCCGCACGCAAGCACUUCGCCGAGCAGAUUAGAUUGUAUGGUGAUAAUUACCUUGUUAACCUCGUGAAUCAGAAGGGAAGAGAGGAACGUGUCAAGAAUGCCUACGAGCAGCUGAUUCGUAUCCUGGUGUCUUCACCAAACGAAUUGACCGAGGCGGAUGAUGAAUCCUCGGAGAAGCUACAUGUCCUGGAGCCGGACCAUCCACAAAAGGAGAUGGAUCGUCUCCAUUACGUCUACUUUGACUUCCAUAAUGAGACGAAGGGUCUCAGGUGGCAUCGUGCGGAGCUGCUAAUGGAUCGCCUUAUCAACGGCCUAAACCAGGGCGGUUAUUUCCGCGGCCUAGAAAACCCGGGUGCUGCUGGUGGGCAGCUCGAAGCAAGAGCCCUCCAAAGCAGCGUCGUGCGGACGAACUGCAUGGACUGUUUGGAUCGCACGAACGUCGUCCAGAGUAUGCUCGGUCGCUGGGCUCUAACGAGACAGCUCACGGAAGCGGGAGUCCUUCGUCCCGGAGAAGCGGCAAACGAUGAUCAAGAGUUCGAGGACUUAUUCCGUAACAUUUGGGCGGAUAAUGCCGAUGUAGUCUCCAAGGCAUAUUCAGGCACAGGCGCCUUGAAGACUGACUUCACUCGUACUGGCCAACGGACGAGAGCCGGCAUGGUUCAGGAUCUGAGCAACUCAAUCACUCGUUAUGUGCGGAACAACUUCCUAGAUGGCCCACGUCAGGAUGGGUUUGAUGUUUUCUUGGGGGCUUAUCUUCCCCCGGAAUCAACUCUGGGAAAUCUCCGGAUCUUUGUCGAUCGUCGGCCGCUCAUCAUCCAAUCUAUUCCAUACAUUUUCGCCGCGGGCCUCUUUAUGAUCAUUAUUGCCCUAUUCACACGACGACUCCCCGAUGCAGCCGUCUGGCCCUUGCGCUUAUUCGUCGUUUUCUGGCUGCUAAUUUCUGGCUGGUGUGCUCGUUUCAUGCUUGCACACGGGAUGCUCUAUGUAAACUGGCCGAAGCUCAACACGCCCGCCGCGGGCUCAGAAGGCUAUCAAGAUGCGCUUAUCAAGGCUCGCUCUGAUCCAGUCAUCGGGCAACUCCUUCCAUCCAGAAGACACCAGAGAGGAUAUAGCAAUGCUCGCCUUGGUUUCCUGGAAGAAGGAAAGACCAGGAUCGAGUAGUCGUAUUUCCUGCACUCAUACCUGCAUUCUUCCCUUUGCCCCUUCUUUCUUUCAUCUAGUCCCGUGCUUUGGACUCGUCAUGCUGGGCAUAUUUUGCAUCCAUUCCCUUUCUCUUGGCUUCUAUUAUUAUUCUUCGGUGUUUUCCCCCCUCUUUAUUAAUUCGUCUUUUAGUUUACCGGUUUCCGGAGUUAUAUUAUACGCGUAGAAGUGUACAACACCAUUC
Aspergillus nidulans FGSC A4 is the source of this 2344-nucleotide messenger RNA. Its product is annotated as putative phosphoinositide phosphatase (Sac1). The record is from RefSeq and is a predicted model, not a curated record. NCBI's taxonomy places the organism in Eukaryota, Fungi, Ascomycota, Eurotiomycetes, Eurotiales, Aspergillaceae. Gene Ontology annotation, molecular function: phosphatidylinositol-4-phosphate phosphatase activity; phosphatidylinositol-3-phosphate phosphatase activity; phosphatidylinositol-3,5-bisphosphate 3-phosphatase activity. The coding region runs from base 1 to 2121 and encodes 706 amino acids. Gene Ontology annotation, biological process: phosphatidylinositol dephosphorylation; lipid metabolic process. Gene Ontology annotation, cellular component: cell cortex; cortical endoplasmic reticulum; endoplasmic reticulum membrane. The transcript is spliced from 3 exons.